Hyla sarda is the source of this 5190-nucleotide messenger RNA. RefSeq names its product spalt like transcription factor 1 (gene SALL1). The transcript is spliced from 4 exons. Gene Ontology annotation, molecular function: DNA-binding transcription factor activity, RNA polymerase II-specific; RNA polymerase II cis-regulatory region sequence-specific DNA binding. Lineage: Eukaryota; Metazoa; Chordata; Amphibia; Anura; Hylidae. Gene Ontology annotation, biological process: regulation of transcription by RNA polymerase II. Gene Ontology annotation, cellular component: nucleus. The coding region runs from base 101 to 4084 and encodes 1327 amino acids. The record is from RefSeq and is a predicted model, not a curated record.
CAGGACACAUGCGCGCUGGAUGGGGCUCCCUGCCCGGAAUUGGGAGCACAUUUUGGGAGUAAAUUAUUUGUCUUCUGCCCCAGCUGAUGUGUGAGCCAGCAUGUCUCGGAGGAAGCAGGCGAAACCCCAGCAUUUCCAAUCGGACCCUGGGCUGGCCCUGCCUGGAAGUCAUGGUACACUGGAUCUAAUACAGAUGAAGAUUGCCAGGGAGUCUGAAGAAAUGAAAUCUGAAGGAGAUGAAGGAAAACCUCUAUUUAAAAAUGAGAGAGUUACAGAGAGGGGUCAAGCUCAUCGGACACCCAAGAACAAGGAUGCUCAUGUCUGCAGCAGAUGUUGCGCUGAGUUCUUUGAACUAUCAGAUUUGUUGCAACACAAGAAGAACUGCACUAAAAAUCAAUUGGUUCUAAUUGUGAAUGAAAAUCCACCACCUCCUGCUGAAACAACCUCUCCAGGUCUCCCCUCGGAUAAUCCUGACGAGCACAUGAAUGACACAGUUAAUAACGCAGAUCAAGCUGACUGUAGUGACCUUUCAGAGCAUGACAAGCCUGACAAAGAAGAAUCCAUGGAGGUGGAGAUCGAAGCUAGCAAUAGCAGCAGUGGUUCCAACAAAGUGGAAAAUGUUGUUUCUAGUAGUAAUAAUUCCACAUUGGGUACCUCAGCUAUAACAACCACACUACCUCAAGUAAGGGAUCUGGCAGCUUUAGGCAACUUUUCUGUUAUUAACAGCAAUGUCAUUAUUGAAAACCUUCAGAGUACUAAAGUGGCAGUGGCACAGUUUUCUCAAGAAGCAAAGACCAAGGGAGCAAGCAACAAUAAAAUGGCUGUGCCAGCGCUAAUGGAGCAGCUUCUGGCUUUGCAGCAGCAGCAGAUCCACCAGUUGCACCUAAUUGAGCAGAUACGGCACCAAAUAUUAUUGUUGGCUUCACAAAGUGCAGAAAUUCCAACAACUAACGGUUCUCAAGGGGCACUGAGGGUAUCUUCUACCCCGUUGACUACAUUGAGUUCUCAUCUGUCUCAGCAGCUUGCAGCAGCAGCUGGCUUGGCUCAAAGUCUUGCUAGCCAGUCAGCCAGCAUUAGUGGCAUCAAGCAAAUACCCCCAGUACAGCUACCUCAGAACAGCCCUGGCACCACUAUUCCAUCCAAUAGUAGUUGUUCUCCAACAAAUCAAAUUGCAGCAGCUAAUCCACCUUCUGUAGACCGAGUACCUUCAAGCACUGGUGGCUCACAGGUGAAUAACCCACCAGCACCUAUAACAUCUUCACCAGCUUUUGCAAUAAGCAGUCUAUUAAGUCCUGCAUCUAACCCACUACUACCUCAGGCUGCAACAAGUACCACCAUAUUUCCCAGCACACUACCCAACAUAGGAACAACUGCAGAGGACUUAAAUUCUCUGAGGAAAAGCAAGCCGGUCAAUGUGGCUCCUUUUGAACCUAAGAGCUCCUCUGACGAGGCAUUCUUCAAACACAAGUGUAGGUUCUGUGCAAAGGUUUUUGGCAGUGACAGUGCCUUGCAGAUCCAUCUUAGAUCUCAUACAGGUGAGAGGCCAUUCAAAUGCAACAUUUGCGGAAAUCGUUUCUCCACUAAAGGGAAUCUAAAAGUUCACUUUCAACGCCAUAAAGAGAAAUAUCCCCACAUUCAGAUGAAUCCCUACCCGGUGCCAGAGCAUUUAGACAACAUACCAACAAGUACAGGAAUUCCCUAUGGAAUGUCUAUACCACCUGAAAAACCUGUGACAAACUGGCUGGACACUAAGCCGGUUUUACCUACCCUGACAACCUCUGUGGGGAUGCCACUCCCACCAACUAUUCCUAACUUGACACCAUUUAUUAAGACUGAAGAUUCAAUACCUAUUGCUAUCUGUCAGCCUGUUCCAAGCCCACCUGAUUCUGUUAAAAGUGAUUUGCCAGCUACAGGACCAUCUUUAAAAAAAAGUAAUAGUCCUCCAGAGGAGGCUGAGUCAAUGGAGUUGCCCAACCCCGAUGACAAAGGUGAAGAAAAUUCUCAACAUUCAAACUUCCAAAACUUUGACUGUACUAGUCGCUCUCCUUCUGGUGACUCCACAUCUGCUAACCCCACAUCUUUUUCAAACCCCAUUCUGCCAUUAAUCUCAGAACAAUUCAAGGCAAAAUUUCCUUUUGGUGGGCUUCUGGACACAGCUCCUGCAUCUGAGACCUCCAAACUGCAGCAACUUGUAGAAAAUAUUGACAAAAAGUCUAGUGACCCAAAUGAAUGUGUAAUAUGUCAUCGUGUUCUAAGCUGCCAGAGUGCUCUAAAAAUGCAUUACCGUACACACACAGGGGAAAGACCCUUUAAAUGUAAAGUAUGUGGACGUGCUUUUACCACAAAAGGUAACCUAAAGACUCACUAUAGUGUACAUCGUGCCAUGCCACCACUUAGGGUACAACAUUCCUGCCCCAUUUGUCAAAAGAAAUUUACAAAUGCUGUUGUGCUGCAGCAACAUAUUCGGAUGCAUAUGGGGGGACAAAUUCCGAAUACCCCAGUCUCUGAAAAUUAUCCUGACUCAAUGGAAUCUGACACUGGGUCCUUUGAUGAGAAAACCAUGGAUGACCUUGACAACUUUUCUGAUGAAAACAUGGAAGACUGUCCUGACAGUAGUGUCCCUGAUACACCUAAAUCUGUAGAUGCAUCUCAAGAUAGCUUGUCUUCCUCCCCUCUGCCACCUGAAGUCUCAAGCAUUGCUGCUUUAGAGAAUCAAAUGAAAAUGAUUAGUGCUGGACUAGUUGAGCAGCUCCAGGCCAGUUUGAAGUCAGCUGAAAAUGGCUCUGUUGAAGGGGAUGGUUUGACUUAUGACUCUUCCUCUCUUGGUGGUGAUCUCGAAAGCCACAGUGCUGGGAGCCCAGCUGCCUCUGAGUCUACUUAUUCUGUAAAUGCGUUAUCACCUAAGAGCACAAAUGACUUUCAGAAGUUUUCAAAUGCCGAAGAAAAUCAGCUUCGAGCUUUACCACCUGAACUGCCCAAUGGGAUGUCGCCAACUCCUGCCAAUGGAGGUGCUCUAGACUUAACAUCCACAAACACUGAUAAAAUGAUUAAAGAAGAACCCAUGGGUUUGCUAUUUCCAUUCAGAGAACGAAGCAAAUUUAAAAACACAAUCUGUGACAUUUGUGGUAAAACAUUUGCAUGUCAGAGUGCCUUGGACAUUCAUUACAGAAGCCAUACCAAAGAGAGGCCAUUUAUAUGCACAGUCUGCAAUCGUGGCUUUUCCACUAAAGGCAAUUUAAAACAGCAUAUGCUUACCCAUCAGAUGCGAGAUCUACCAUCACAACUUUUUGAGCCCAAUUCCAACUUGACAGCCAACACACACCCAACACCAAACCCAACUCCUAAUCCACUGGCAGCCCUAAUAAAGACUGAGUUUAAUGGCUUUAUACAUAGCUCAACUCAGGAAACGAAAGAACAGCCUUCAAGUAUUACAUCGUCAGGAUCUUUGCCAUCUUCAGCUACAUCACCAGUUCUCCUUCCAUCCUUGGCCAGAAGGACUCCAAAGCAGCAUUACUGCAAUGCAUGUGGCAAGUCUUUUUCAUCCUCCAGUGCUUUACAAAUACAUGAGAGAACUCAUACUGGUGAAAAGCCAUUUGCCUGCACUAUAUGUGGAAGAGCGUUCACAACAAAAGGCAAUCUUAAGGUUCAUAUGGGCACUCACAUGUGGAACAGUACACCUGCAAGGAGGGGAAGGCGACUUUCUGUGGAUGGGCCUAUGGCAUUUUUAGGAGGGAAUCCUGUUAAAUUUCCAGAAAUAUUCCAGAAAGACUUGAUUGCCAGGACAGGGAAUGGGGACCCAUCUAGUUUCUGGAACCAGUAUGCUGCAGCUCUGUCAAAUGGCUUGGCCAUGAAGACCAAUGAAAUCUCGGUUAUUCAGAAUGGUGGAAUUACCCCAAUGACCGGAAGCUUGGGAAAUGGUGGGAGCUCCCCCAUCAGUGGACUCACUGGGAACCUAGAAAAACUGCAUAACUCCGAACCAAACGCAGCUCUAGCUGGUCUGGAGAAACUAGCGAGCAGUGAGAAUGGGACUUCCUUCAAGUUUAUGCGUUUUGUGGAGGACAGCAAAGAGAUUGCUACAAACUAGCCUACAUUCUCCUGGACAAUUUGUGCAGCCAGAGGUUGCUAUGCUUCAGAUUUAUUUUUCUUUUUCUUUUUUUCUUUCUGAGAACUGCACCAGAAUUUCCUUUUUGUAUCAUGUCCAAUUUCCAGAGUUUUAAGUGAGUGUAUUUAUUAGUGAUUAAAACUUUUAGCUCUGCAUACCAAUGCAAGCUUUAACUCUGGCCUUUGUAUUUGGAACUAAAUACUAAUAGACUAGAGUUGUAAACUGGCUGUAACAUUUAUGGCAACUUGCAAGUCUUGAUGGAUGAUCUUUUUUGGCAUUAACUUAUUUUAUAUAUUCGAUUUUAACUUGGUCCCUGGUGUUAGCGCAUAAAGUAAUAUGGGAGUAUGACUUUGUCUGUGAAUGCACAUUUUAAGGGAAGGUUUUCUUUUUCAUUACUCGGGGGCGGGAGGGUUGAUUGUAUGAAAUGGACUCAUUUUGAGACUGUACAGUGCUACCGAAAAACCAUUGGGAUUUUAUUUUAUUUUUUCUCUUAUCCACUAGUAGAUGUUCUGUGCAUUUUUAUUUUUCUGUGUAUAGAUUUGUGAUACAGUGACAACCAUGUCGGUUAUUUGAGAGGGGGUGCAAGUGUUUUAAUUAUUUUAAGUUGCAGUUGACACUUUGUUUUUUUUUUGUUUCUUUCCCUCUUAGGUAUAGUCAUUAUAGAAUAUGUGCUGGAAUUUCACAAUUGCUGCUAAGUAUAGCAUCUGGAACAAACUUCCAUGGAAAAAAUAAAAUGUAGAUGCUUGUGUAUAUGUAUAUAUAUAAAUAUAUAAAUGAGAAAAUAUUCACUUUCAUUAGUGUAAAUAAGUCUGUCAACCUUUUUCUCUCAAGUGGGCCUUGGGAGGGGGGACUUGCAUAUGGGUGCUCCGCAGUCCUCUGGCAGUCAAAGGAUUGAAAGAAAAUAGACAUCCCCUUUCUGUUCUCUAAUAGAAAAACAUAAAGUGAGGUGUGGUUCAUGAUUUUUGUAUUGGUGGGAAAUGGACAUUUUAUGCACUUUCUUUUUGAAAGUUGGACGUCCAGCUCCAUUAUUGUUUAUUUGAUGAUGAAUAGAAUACUGUAAUUUUAAUCAAUUACUCAAAUACAAGAAU